AUGGCAUUGGCAUUGCUUCCCCCUUAUCACCCGAUCCACCCUCUGCAAAGUUCUCUACCCUCGCCAACUGUACGACUGGCAUCAGCGGCGAUGGAGCAGGCGAACAAAGUCAGGCCGUCUCUACCGUCAAUCUCGAGCCUCAUCGAAGCAGUCACGGAGCGGUGUGAAAAUGGAAAUGCCUCAUCUCCAACAUUCGAUGCCUCUCGAAGGAUAUCUGGAGGCUCACAUGGACAUGGAUUAAGCCCAGAAAGACCAAAAUUAUCAGGAAGCCCCCGAAGUCUUCCUCCACCGACACCAGAAUUAUCAGCACCGUCGAGAUUCGACUUACCCCGACCCUCCCCUACCAACACUUCGCCUCGUACACACCCCAGCCGAAGCAGUUAUCAUCAAAGCACGAAUCCUGAGUUGUAUGCUCAACGGCCAUCUGCUUGUCCCACGGCGACCGAACUAGCGACUACAUAUCCUCCGUCGACUGAUUCGAGUUCAUGGCCUUCUUCACAUCUUCAAAGGCUCGCAGCUGAUAGUAUGCAACCAGACCAGCCACCGAGGCCCUCAGGAGGCCCUUCAAUCGAGGCUCCUCCGGCAGAGGUGCCAGGGUACAACGGGCUUGCUCAACAACGGCCACUGCCAACAGAUUUUCCUGGCCCGGUGUCCGGUAUUGGUAUGCCAACAAUCGACCAUUCGAUGGCGCCAGCGUGGCAACUUCCUCACUACUAUCCCCCUGUCCACAACUCAUACCCUCAGAGUCAUGAGCGCUACAUAUGCCCGACAUGUCACAAGCCUUUCUCCCGGCCAAGUUCACUAAAAAUUCACACCUACUCGCAUACGGGAGAAAAACCUUACAGGUGCAAGUAUGAUGGUUGUGGGAAAUAUUUCAGUGUCAGAAGUAACAUGAAACGGCACGAAAAGGGGUGUCACGGAGGUGAAUCUGCAGCAGCAAGAGGGUCCUACCCGAGAUCAACC
This is a messenger RNA of Cladophialophora psammophila CBS 110553, 963 nucleotides long. RefSeq lists its product as uncharacterized. Gene Ontology annotation, molecular function: RNA polymerase II cis-regulatory region sequence-specific DNA binding; DNA-binding transcription activator activity, RNA polymerase II-specific. Gene Ontology annotation, cellular component: nucleus. The transcript has 2 exons. Gene Ontology annotation, biological process: regulation of transcription by RNA polymerase II. The record is from RefSeq and is a predicted model, not a curated record. NCBI's taxonomy places the organism in Eukaryota, Fungi, Ascomycota, Eurotiomycetes, Chaetothyriales, Herpotrichiellaceae. The annotation marks the transcript as partial.